UUAUACUUAUGUAUUCUAAUGCCGGGUUGCAUGAAACCGAACUUUAAAUUUAUUUAAUGAACAGUUUUAACGAGCCGUUUAAUAUUUUUACAGAAGCGUUUGGGUUGCACAAAUCGUACAAUAAAAAUAUAUUGGUAUUAAACAUUGAUACCGAGGUUAGUGUAGAAAUUUAAGUUUAUCACAGAAAAAGUGAUAAAAUCCUAUGAUCUAGAUACUGUAUCAACAGCUGUUUGAACUUUUAUUUUGAAUAAUAUGUAUAAUAACAAUAAUUGCUAAAUUCUACAAAUUGUGAAUUUGUAGUCUACUAGUCUGUACUUAAUCUUUCUUCGGCGUUUUCGGUUCUGUUGUUUGGUACACAUUUUAUUACUAGUGUUUUUUUAGAAAUUGUAGGUAAUUACCUAAAUAUUAUAGGAAAUGUCUGAACAUAAUAUGAAUGAGAGUCAGUUAAAACAGAAACGUAUGAGAGGAAAAAACUUUACUGAAAGGGAAAAAGAGCUAUUAAUUGACUUGAUAUUGCCUUUUAAGCCAAUUAUUGAAAAUAUUAAAACUGAUGCAAUUUGGAAUAACAAAAAGGCUGAGGUAUGGUCUGAAAUAACUAGCCUCUACAAUUUACAACAAACAUCAGGCAUUCGCAUUGACACACAAUUAAAAAACUUAUAUGAUACUCUUAAAAGAGAUGCUCGAAAAGAGAAAAGUAAUGAUAAGGUUCAAAUGUACAAAACAGGCGGUGGAUCAAAUACUAACCUUUUAUCAAAAACCACUGAAAAAAUUAUUGGCUUACUAGGAGACCAAAUGGAUCCAUUAAUUAAUUCAGUUGACUCUGAUACUAAUUACAAUGACGGAGGAUUUGAAGUUGUCAAUUUAUUUUCUGAGGACAUAACCGACUUUGAAGAUUCAAGUAUGUAUUUAUUAAUUAUUAGUUAAUCAGAUAUAACUUAUAAGUUAUAACUAAUUA
Molecule: messenger RNA, 955 nt
Organism: Acyrthosiphon pisum (pea aphid)
Lineage: Eukaryota; Metazoa; Arthropoda; Insecta; Hemiptera; Aphididae
Exons: 4
Coding region: 415-924 (169 amino acids)
Source: RefSeq, a predicted model, not a curated record